This is a messenger RNA of Camelina sativa (false flax), 2161 nucleotides long. The record is from RefSeq and is a predicted model, not a curated record. NCBI's taxonomy places the organism in Eukaryota, Viridiplantae, Streptophyta, Magnoliopsida, Brassicales, Brassicaceae.
UCACCUCUACCCUUGUUCAAUUUUCAUCAGCUAUCCUUGCCUCUCUCUCUCUCUCUCUCUCUCUCUCUCUCUCUCUCUCUCUCUCUCUCUACUAUAGCAUAAGAGGGAUCAACAUAGGUUCGAAAUGAUCCAAAGAUUGGAAACGGUAGGGUCUAAGGUUCAAGAGAAAACGUGGGAUGAUGGAUCCGAGCAUGAUGAUGUUACAGCUAUAUAUGUCUCAUUUACUGAUGACAGGGUAAGAGAUUUUUGUGUCGACUAUAUCACUGAUGGACAGUCGGAAAAUGGAUUAUACAAGACUCCCUUGUCACCAAAUUUCACCAUGACGUUUAAUAUCAACCAUCGGGAAAAUGAAUAUCUCCAAUCUUUUGAGGGUUACUUUGACGGUGGUACAAUCCGUGCUCUUCAGUUCAAAACUAAUUUGAAGGUAUCUCAAAUGAUGGGAUAUAUCUAUGGAACUAAGUUUUCACUAGCAGUCGAUGGAAAGAAGAUUAUUGGAUUUCACGGAUCUUUUUCCAACUACUAUCCAUCACUGGAAUCACUUGGAGCAUAUUUCACUGGGAUUGCACCUACUAGAAUGGAGGCGAGAGGGGGAAAGGGAGGCACAAAGUGGGAUGAUGGAUCCCCUGACCAUGAGGGUGUUACAAAGAUUGAGAUACGAAGUGGCGUCGAAGGCAUACAAUACAUUAAGUUUGAGUAUGUCAUAAAUGGAAAGACAAAACAUGGGCCAAUCCGUGGUCGCUCGGGUAAAGGCAUCCCACUACCGUUGUUUGAAAUUAACCAUUUCAAGAAUGAAUAUCUAGUCUCAGUUGACGGUUACUAUAAUGAGGGGUCAGGGAUCAUUCAAGGACUUCAAUUCAAGACGAACAUUAAUACUUCUGAAAUGAUGGGAUUUGAAAUAGGUAAAAGGUUUUCAAUUGCAUCCCCUGGUAAGAAGAUCACUGGGUUUCAUGGAUAUGCCGGGAAGAAUUUAAAUUCUCUUGGAGCAUAUUUCCAAACACUUCCUAUUACUAAACUAGAAGUACAAGGAAAUGGUUCAAAUUUUAAUUGGGAUGAUGGUGCUUACGAUGGCGUAAGAAAGGUUUACGUUUAUCAUGAUAGCAAUUAUGUAAAUUCUAUUGCCUUCGAUUACGAAAACAGCGGAAGAGUGGUAACGCGUAAGCACGGGACAAAUAAUGGAAAAGUUAAUCAAGAAAAAGAGUUUGUGGUCAACUUUCCAAAUGAAUAUAUCACAUCGGUGGGAGGGACUUUUGUAGAUCGAGGAGGGAUUACAUCGCUGACAUUCAAAACAUCCAAAGGGAGAAUUUCUCCAACAUAUGGAACCCUCUCGAAUGGAAGUCAUACCAAACUCGUGCUUGAGAACAACGGUUGCGCUCUUGUUGGCUUUUAUGGAUCAUCUUAUGGUUUAAUUAAUAGUCUUGGAGCAUAUUUUUCUCCGACACCUCCACCUCCCGCUGGAGAGAAACUAGAAGCACUAGGUGGCAGUACUGGUGGUGAUGGAGGUGCUUCAUGGGACGAUGGGAGUAAUUUUGAUGGUGUUAGAAAGAUAUAUAUAGGAAAAGGCGAGGUUUCUAUUGCAUUCGUCAAGUUUAUGUAUAACAAGGACACCGCGGUGGUGAUUGGAGCUGAUCAUGGUAGCAACACACUACAUGGAGUUGAAGAGUUUGAGCUGGACUAUCCAAGUGAAUACAUCACAACAGUGGAGGGAAAUUAUGAUAUAGUACAUGGAAGUGAUGACCUUAAUGUUAUACUGAUGCUUAGGUUCAAGACUAACAAACGAACCUCUCCAGCUUUUGGAUUCGGUAAAAUAUCAAGCUUUGUCCACCAUAAAAAAGGCUACAAGAUCGUUGGAUUCCAUGGAAUAUCCGGUAACAUGCUUCAACAAAUUGGGGUCCAUGUCCUACCCAUUACCGAUGAAGCAUCUACAUCAAAUUGAGCUCGAUCUAAACAUUCUCCACCAAAUUUCAUAUAUCUUUAAUAAUCUCCUUAUCUUGUACUCAAAUACUUUUGUCUCAAAUUGAGCUUGAUCGGUUUGUAUUAUGUUGUUUGAUCCUGUCUUUCUUAAUCUCAUUUGAAGACAAGGUUUAAAAAAUACAACUACGCUCCAAUUUAUUUUUCACAAUAACAAUAUUGAACCUACACAUACUUUGGAGUAGGGAGUAUU